AUGGCCGACGUUGACGAACCAAAGGUGGUAGAAGACCUAGGACUAGACCUGAGUCUGAAGAAAAAGAAGAAGAAGAGUAAGACGCCAGAUGCAGAAUCCACCCCAGAACCAACCGUGGAUGAUGACGAAGACAUGCUCGCGGGACUAAAGAAGAAGAAGAAGAAGAGCAAGGAUGCCAGUGCUAAGGCUGACGGUGUUGAUGAGGUUACUGAUGCCUUUGAUGACCUCAAACUGAAGAAGAAAAAGAAGAAGAAGGCUACCGUGAUCGAUGACUUCGACGCACAACUGGAAAAGGCUGGUGUUCUAGAUGAUGACAAUAAGGAGAACUCACCAGAGGCAGCCGAAAUCCCAGGUGAGACUACCAGCAUAAAAUACGAGGAUUUGCUCCACAGAUUCUUCAACAUACUGAGAGAGAACAACCCAGAGCUUGCAGGAGGCUCGGGUUCGAAAUUGAAGGUGCCACCUCCAGUCUGCCAGAGAGAAGGUAACAAGAAAACCCUUUUUGCAAACGUCCAAGAGAUUGCUGCAGUCUUGCAGAGGAAUCCAGAACACAUCAUUCAGUACCUGUUUGCUGAGUUGGGUACUUCUGGUUCCAUAGAUGGUCAGAAGAGACUGAUCAUGAGAGGCCGUUUCCAGCCAAAGCACAUCGAAAACGUGUUGAGACGUUACAUUGCUGAGUAUGUCACAUGUGAGACUUGUAAGUCCAUGAACACAGAGCUGAAGAGGGAAAGCGCGAACAGAUUGCACUUCAUCGUGUGUAAGGCGUGUGGUUCUACCAAGUCUGUUUCUUCCAUCAAGACUGGUUUCCAGGCCCAUGUUGGACGCAGAAAGAAGUAG
Kuraishia capsulata CBS 1993 is the source of this 837-nucleotide messenger RNA. RefSeq lists its product as uncharacterized. Gene Ontology annotation, biological process: formation of translation preinitiation complex; translational initiation; formation of cytoplasmic translation initiation complex. The record is from RefSeq and is a predicted model, not a curated record. The transcript has a single exon. Gene Ontology annotation, cellular component: eukaryotic translation initiation factor 2 complex. Bases 1 to 837 code for a protein of 278 amino acids. Lineage: Eukaryota; Fungi; Ascomycota; Pichiomycetes; Pichiales; Pichiaceae. Gene Ontology annotation, molecular function: translation initiation factor binding; mRNA binding; translation initiation factor activity.